UGCUCUGUUUUCUUUUCUCCCUGCAGCCGAACAUCACCAGCCAUUUCCAGCGCCUCCACCUGAAAAAUUGGUAAGAGAACUUGAUGAUUUUUGUUCUCCUCUUGCCCAAGAACAAGUCUAGGACUUAGAAAUCCUCUCUCUUGCAGAGAAGCCACCGGAUCUGCUGUCUUCUCCCUUCCCCUGCCGCCGGCUGUUGCUGGGUACAAGUCUUGGUUUUUUUGGUAAAAUCAGCCCAUAAACUCCUCUUUUCAGCCUUAAUUUAUGUGGGUUCAUCUUAAUUUUGUUCUAUCAAUUGCUAGAAGUCUGCGUGAAGCUCCUCCAAUUCCCGUCGGUCCUCCCAUACCCGUUGGCUCCAACUUUGCUUGUUGGGAAUUUUUGCUUCACAAUCCAACACUGUUGAAGUCCUUAGCUGCUUCCACACCUGAAAAUCCCGAGGUUGUUUCUUCGGGGAAAACACUCCAACGCUCAAGUCAGCAAUACUCAAUGCCCAUUGGCCCUCGUGAUGCUGGUCACGUGGGUAUGCUUGUACCGAUGCUCCUUCAGCUUGGGCUAAUAGGUGCCACGGGGCAGCGUUGUUGGGCCUAUUCCAUUCCAAACGGAUUUAACAGCUUGCGGCCGACCUCGACAAGGGGCGAGCUGAAAGGUAAAACUAAAAGAGGCGAGCUUGCAAGCUUGAAAACGUGGGGGCGAGCUGGUAUUCACGGCCACAUUAGUGUGGGCCGGUCAUGGCGGCGAGCUGAAGUGAUUCGCAACAAACGAGCUCGUUCGGGGACCAUCCAUGCUUGUAACACCCGAUCAGCUCGUCUUUGUGACGACCUGAGCUUGGAGCACCACCGAAGUAAAAUGGUUUCAUUGAGAGAGCUUACAGAGCAACGAGGUAACCAGGGCAGAGAAGGAGAGGAGGAAGGGGUUUUGGCCGUGGAGCCUAUCACUAUGAUAGUGCCACCGGAGUUGCAGGAUGUACCGGAAACAAUGGCGUCUGAGAGCAGCGCCAGUUCCAGCGCCAGCGACAACGAUGGCAACCACCCUAGUGCACCGUCAAGCAGCUCGUCUACUGAAGAGACACCCAGCCGUGAAGAAGGGAUGGGGGAUGUGGUGAGCAAUGUCUCAGAUCGGCCGGUGAUUGGGGAAUGGGAGGGCGUGACGAUCCCGGGCAGGUUGAGCAACCUGCGAAAAGCACCGAAGGGUCUGCCCGCUGGAUUCAGGUUCAAGGCUGUACUUCACCACGAAGUGGCAGACUGUGCGCCCUCCAUAAGUGGGUAUAAACGACUGGAGGAAAUGGUGAGGGCGUACCAAAUCCCCAAGACCAUAUUGCUGCGGACAGGCAGGCAGAACGAAAGAGCGUGCACCGUGUCACAGACGGGCUGGAUACCAGUGUACGUGGAUCACUUUGACGCCGGCCUGCGAUUUCCCCUGCCCGGAUUGGUGUUCGACCUACUGGCGGAGUACGAGCUGGCGCUAACGCAGCUGACGCCCAACAGCAUAAGGUUCAUUAUUGGCUUUAUGCUGUUGUGUGCGCAACUAGAGGUGCCGGCCAAGGCUAUCGUGUUCAGGUCGCUAUUUCAGUGCCGGCUGUGUCCUAACUCCAGAGGCGCUAAGUGGUACUACCUCUCCGGGAGAGACAAAAGCCAACUGUUCAAGAACGUCAGGAAUAAAGUAGCGAGGUGGAAGAGGCAAUUCGUAUUUGUUCGCGAUACGCGAACAGAGAGGAUAAGCAACGACCUCGCUGCCCAGCUGUCAGAAUGGCGCACGCCAAGCGUCCAUAUUAAUUACCCCCAGCUGCUGCCCCGGGACGUCGAUCUGAAGAACCAGCUGCUUGAGUAUGCACAGAGGGAGGGUCUGAUAGAUUUAGAAGCCCUGGUUACCUCGGAGCAGCUCGCCUUGUUCGGGUUUGUCGAUGUGACAAACCUGUUCGCAGAAGGAGAAAUGAGCAGCAUCUUGGAACGCCAGCGUCAACGAGCUCAGAGUUCGCGAGGCCGCGGGGCGAGCAGCACCUCGCAAAGGCAAACGCGGUUCGAUGAGCGGCCGCCCCCAGCUCCUCAGUCGCGCAAUUCGUCCCAGCGUGGAUCCAGCUCAGCCUCUAGGCCGCGAGCUGAUCAGAGGGUCGAGGUGGCAGCUCCCAGCGCCCGUAGGCGCGCACGCGAGGAGACAGAAAGCGAGGAAGACAAGCUGCCCCUUGCUCGGCGCAGAACAAGCGGAGGGGCUCAGCCUGCACAGGUGGCUCGUCCCGCGACCGUGCGUUCACCAAACGCGUCGUCAUCGUCUGUGCGGGCAGCGGCAGAGCUUGCUUCCUCAACAGCCUCCGCGUCGGGCCCCAGGAUUGCUUAUCCUGAAGGCUUCAGCUAUAUACGAGCGGAGUGCCAGCCCGCCAUGGUGCAAGCCAUGCACAGUUUCGUGCCACCCCUGGAUAGCAAGCGGGCAAAGGCCUUUGUGCAGCAGCAUGGCGGGCAGGUCGCCAUGAUAAAAUUGAUGGACGCGUUCAGCUACGCGGUAGCACUGUACGAGAGCAAGCAGGCGGCUCGUACAGAGAACAGCGAACUAGGUUCGAAGUGCAAACAGUUGGCUGCUGAGAAGGCCAGCCUUGUGGACGAUGUGAAUCGUCUGCAAGGUUCUGAAAUGGCGAACCGAGCUGCGGCUGCUGAGAGCAAGGCGGACGAGCUCGCCACCAGGAACAAUGAGCUCAUGGAGGAGUUACAUCGAGCUCGAGCUGAAAAAGAGAGCGGCAUCCAGGUAGCCAAGGAUGAGACCGCCAGGGCCGAGGAGCGAGCUAAGAAGGCCAAGGUCGAUAGGGACCACGCUCAACGCGAGCUGGGUUCCCUUAGACAUCAGGUUGCCGAGGCUGACAAAAACCUCUCUGCUGCAGAGGAGGCGCUGACCAACCUGAGGGCAUCCCAUGUGCGCUCUGUCAGCAUUGCUCGAGCCCAAGGAGCAGAAUGGCUGGUCGGCUCGCCUGCGUUCCAAGACGCAGUGGCGAUGGCGUCUGCUAACAUGACCACAGAGAUCUACAACGAGAUCCGUGGUAAAGUGCUGCACCACCGCCCUGACUUCCCCAUCCGCGAGCUGGCGUUCUUCGAUGGGGAAAAUAUCGAUGAGCAAGGUAAGAGCCUUGCUCCCCUGGCCGACAUGACGGUGCGGUUGAGAUGGGAUCUCAACGAGGAGGAGGUUCUCGUCUGGCCUCCCUCUGUUGUAGAAGAGGGGGAGGACCCUGCGAGGCUGCCUUCCUUUGACGGAUGGGUGGAAGGGGCUCCUGUUGCUGAGCAGGAGCCAUCCAGUACUCCACCUGACUCUCAGCCCGCCGAGGUGCCAGCUCGAUCUCCCGCUACGGCACCAGCUUCUGAAGUCGCUGCUCGCUCGCCACCAAGUCGCUCCUCUCCGCCUGCAGCUGACGCGUCCAUGCCCGUCGAUUUGACGGAUGAUUAGACUUAGGACGUUUUCUUUUAUUCCAUUGUAUUUUCUUUUGCAUUUUGUAUUUGAUCAAUGAAUUCAUAGCAUGUAC
Rubroshorea leprosula is the source of this 3496-nucleotide messenger RNA. The record is from the annotation of a GenBank genome assembly. NCBI's taxonomy places the organism in Eukaryota, Viridiplantae, Streptophyta, Magnoliopsida, Malvales, Dipterocarpaceae.